AUGGUCAUGUCGGAGAGUGGGAGCAAAGAUGCAGUGCAGAACGAUGCAGCCCAUAGCACCAGUACAGAGCCACACGUGGCCAGACCAAAUAUUGGCAACAGAGUGACUGUAGUGCUUGGGGCUCAAUGGGGCGACGAGGGAAAAGGGAAAGUUGUGGACCUGCUCGCUCAGGAUGCUGAUAUCGUUUGCAGAUGCCAGGUAAAUUAUAACGUGUGCUAGCUAGCAAGCUAGCUGGAGGACAUUCGGAACGUGGUUGCGGUUACAAAUAAUGUAUAGCUAACUACCUAGCCAUCUAGCCGUUGUUCAUAACUCUCAGUUCCAUACACAUAGUAUUGGACUAAGGACUUCUUCUGUAGGGGGAGUAAUAAUAAUAUGCCAUUUAGCAGACGCUUUUAUCCAAAGUGACACAGUCAUGCGUGCAUACAUUUUUGUUGUUGUGUAUGGGUGGUCCCGGGGAUCGAACCCACUACAUUGGCGUUACAAGCGCCGUGCUCUACCAGCUGAGCUACAGAGGACCACAGGAGUAUUUUUAAGUCAGAACCGCAACGCUCGGUCUGCACAUAACACGCAUCGCUUGUGGUACGAAUUUGGAAACAUAUUAGGACCUUAUCUUUCAUAUCGGCGACAAAUCAUUUUCUAAAAACAAAAGGUUAUAUGUCAAUGUUACAGCACGUGUUUACGGAAAACAGACGGAAGACAUUGGACUAAUGUUACCUGUACUAAUUAGCUAUCUGCGUCUCCGAACACCUGUGAACUACUGUAUAAACCGUAGACAGACGCCACAAAUGUGUUGUCACCGAAAAAUAUUAUCGUCUGCAACUGUGUUAAAACUGAUUAAAACGGUGUAAAGUAAGUGUUUUAUUUUACAUUUGGGAAAAUAUUUUGAUGUGAUGUGAAAGUAGAGGGAUUUAUGUUUCUAGAACCGUACCGCAAUUGAGAAUCGAUUCACGUUUAGAUGUAGUAUUUCCAGAGCCAAUUCACCCUUUAAACAUAACAUGUAAUGUUAGGUCCUUGGGAGUAAGGCGGAAUGUUAGGCUCCUUUUGUCCAAUAUUGGUCUUGUUAGAUAUCUAUCUCUAAGCUAACAAGUUAGCCACGGUUUCGUCCUGACUGUAGCCAAAAUGAGAACUAGUCCCCGAGUUAGCCAGCAAAUUAACUAGCUAGUUAAAGCUGGAUUUGUUGUAAUUAGUAAACUAACGUUAGUUCAAAUAGUGUAGUUAUCUAUGUAUUAAAGAUGUGGGUCCUGGUCAGACUUGUACUAGCUAUUUAGCUAUAAAGUAUUGGUUUGUAGUGGGUAGCUAGCUAUCUAACUAAGAUAGACACCUAGCUAGCUACUCGGGCAACCAAAUAAAUUGUCGAUGCUGAACGUCUUGCACUGUAUUGCUAAUGUCACCUUGAAUUCUAUCGCAUCAUCUAUAACUAGCCAGAGCUAGCUACAUUCAUAUUACUCGACUUAACACCAGAUAAGAUAGCCUAGUCUUCCCAUGUUUUGCAUUGUCUUUUUAGUAUAUGCGAGCAAGUGCAUCUCUGUGUGUACCUUCUCACCUGCCAUUGAAGUAUCAAGUGUCUAAAGACUGCAGUUAAUUACAUUUUAGUCAUUUAGCAGACGCUCUUAUCCAGAGCAACUUACAGGAGCAAUUAGGGUUAAGUGCGUUGGUCAAGGGCACAUCGACCUAGUCGGCUCGGGGAUUAGAACCAGCGACCUUUCGGUUACUGGCACAACGCUCUUAACCACUUAACUACCUGGAUCUGACCAAUGUUUGUGUAUUUUAAAUGUGGCUGUCAAUAAAUAUAUAUUGGCAAGCCAACUAGCUAAGCCUAUUCUGGGUUGAGUGCGUUUCACAAAACCAUGGUGUCCGCCCUUUGGCUGUUAUCACAUUUACUUUGACUCAAUCUGGGGCCACCUUAUCAAUGUCAUUGCAGUGUGGGUGUUGUAGCACAGUAAAAACGUGGAAUGUUUUCUUGUGAAAGCAUGAAAAGGCAAUACAGCAGAAUGUUACCAACAAAAGCUUUGGUGACUCAUCUGUACAACACUGGCCUUUAUACCUGUAGGUUUAAUGUCCAUCCGGGUACUGUCAUUCUUGUCCUCUUCAAAAGGGACUCCUCUACUCAAGGCAGGAUUGGAGAUGGUUCACAUUAGUUAGCCUAGUCUUAAUGAAAUGUGGAAAGUUACUCAACUUUCCCCAGAAGCAUACAUAUUUUCCAUACUGUUUAGAUUUCUCUCCAGCCUCCACUGUCCAACUCCAAAAUGUGGGGUGAUCAGGCACGAUAACGCAAAAGACUGUGAUAUUUGUUUGGAGCUUUCUAGGUCCACAGGGCCUAGUUUCCAUUUUGAAUAGACAGCAGUGAUGAGGACUGAGCUUGCAUUGCAUCAUUCAACAUAAGUUGCAACACCCUUCAGUUUUUGUUAUUUAUCAAACUGACAGGUGACAACCCAACAGUCCUGUUUCCCUUUUGAUUAAAAUCAACUGAGCAUUUUGGGCAUACUAGAGAAAACGUUGACAUGCAUUUUCUUUUUGUUUCACUGAUUAAUGGUCUUGACUAGUAGUCUAUUUUUUUGUACAGGGAUCCCUUCAUAACUAUCAUUUAGCUUGACUCCCGAGUGGCUCAGUGGUCUAAGGCAGUGCUAGCUGUGCCACUAGAGAUCCUGGUUUGAGUCCAGGCUCUGUCGCAGCCGGCCGCAACCGGGAGACCCAUGGGCGGCGCACAAUUGGUCCAGCGUCGUCCAAGGUAGGGGGGGGUUUGGCCGGCAGGGAUGUGGGUUCGUUUCCCACGUUUUUUUAAAUGUAUGCAUUCACUAACUGUAAGUCGCUCUGGAUAAGAGCGUCUGCUAAAUGACGUAAAUGUAAAUGUAAAAUGAAUAAAAACCUGAUCUUCUGCUAUUUGCAGUUAUGCAGAGGUAAAAACAAGAAAAAGUCCCAUGACUGAAACUUAAGUCGAUAUCAGAUCGAUUGUCUGGGGCAAAGUUAAUGUAAGAAAGUCAUGAUCGUUACGCUUUUAGGGAAAGAGGAUAAUUUUGUACAUGUAUUAACCUGUGAAUUUACCGGCCAAUUCCUGUCCCCUUGCUUCCUGGGGUUCUACCCAGGAUCAUUUUUAUGUAGAAGGACUGAGAAGCUCAGUUCUGGUGACUUUUUAAAAGGACAUUCUAAUCCAAAAUGAAUGAAAAUAAAAUGAUGCUGACACCAUCUAAAAUAUAAUUUCCACCUCCAGAAAUGAGCCCUGAAACAUACUGGUAAAAGUGUUUUAAAUUAUUUUUUACACUGAACAAACAUAUAAACUCACCAUGCAACAAUUUCAAGGAUUUUACUAAGUUACAGUUAAUAUAAGGAAAUCAGUAAAUUGAAAUAAAUAAAUUAGGCCCUAAUCUAUGGAUUUCACAUGCCUGGGAAUGCAGAUAUACAUCUGUUGGUCACAGAUACCUUAAAAAAAGAAAAGAGGAUCAGAAAACCAGUCAUUAUCUGGUGUGACACCAUUUGCCCCAUGCAGCAUGACAUCUCCUUCCUAUAGAGUUGAUCAGGCUGUUGAUUGUGGCCUGUGGAAUGUUGUCCCACUCCUCUUCAGUGGCUGUGCGAAGUUGCUAGAUAUUGGCGGGAACUGGAACACGCUGUCGUAUACAUUGAUCCAGAGCAUCCCAAACAUGCUUAAUGGGUGACAUGUCUGGUGAGUAUGCAGGCCAUAGAAGAACUGGGACAUGUUCAGCUUCCAGGUAUUGUGUACAGCUCCUUGCAACAUGGGGCCGUGCAUUAUCAUGCUGAAACAUGAGGUGAUGGCAGCGGAUAAAUGGCACGAGAAUGGGCCUCAGGAUCUCGUCAUGCUAUCUCUGUGCAUUCAAAUUGCCAUCGAUAAAAUGCAAGUGAGUUCGUUGUCCGUAGCUUGUGCCUGCCCAUAACCCCACCGCCACAAUAGGGCACUCUGUUCACAACGUUGACAUCAGCAAACCCCUCGCCUACACAACGCCGUCUGCCCGGUACAGUUGAAACCGGGAUUAAUCCGUGAAGAGCACACUUCUACAGCGUGCCAGUGGCCAUCGAAGGUGAGCAUUUGGGCGUACUGCCAAAUUCUCUAAAACAACGUUGGAGGAGACUUAUGGUAGAGAAAUGAACAUGCAACAGCUCUGGUGGACAUUCCUGCAGUCAGCAUGCCAAUUGCACGCGGCCUCAACUUGACACAUCUGUGGUGUUGUGUGACAAAACUGCACAUUCUAGUGGCCUUUUAUUGUCCCCAGCACAAGGUGCACCUGUGUAAUGAUCAUGCUGUUUAAUCAGCUUUGUGCACAAAAUUUGAGAGGAAAAGGCUUUUUGUGCGUAUGGAAAAUUUCUGGGAUCUAUAUUUCAGCUCAUGGGACAAACACUUUACGUGUUGUUUAUAUUUUUGUUCAGUACACAUAUUGGACCAUGCAUAUAGCCUAUGCAUGGUCUAUCAGAUGUGCUAUUAGCAAUAAGCGUUAUUACCUGUAGACCAACUGAUGCAGCAUAGUGGCUAUAAAAUUUCCAUAAGGUGAAGCAUGGGGUUUGUCCAUCUGCAUUUACCCCAUUGAACACAACAUCCUGAUUUUGUUAUAUUAUGAACCAUUAUUAUUUUGUUGUAAACACUAAUUAUUCACUCAAACUUAGAUUUUUUAAACAAGUUUCUAUUAGAAAGUAUGUCAUUGCCCUUUUAAGACACCAUUGUCCCCUUUGAGCUCUGUUGUGAUGGGCAUUCCAAGUUUUUUUUUCUGUGAACUGGAUCAAUUGGGUCCAUUCACCUAAAACAGCCAUUCAUUUCGCUCCCAAACGGCUCUUAGUUCAGUAAGGCUUAGAAAUGGAAAACCAUUAACAAAGUCACUGUAGUUUAAAGCCUGCCGUUGUCAGAUAGUGAAAUAAGUUCAAAAACAUUUUUAUCUGGCCCAAUUAUUAGAUGGCCUGCAAAAAAAAAACACCCUGAAAAAAUGUGCAGAAACCAGAAUGAGGCUUUCAUCUCACUGUAUUGUUCCUGCGCUGAAGGAUACCAUCUUCAGAGAAUGUUUUAAAUGUUUUUUCUGCAGAUAAUCGAUUUCUUGAGCUCAAAAAGCAAUACAUCGGAGUGUCAGCAACAAUCAUGCUUGUCAGUUCAGUGCACACAGCUUAAGAGGAAAAUAAAAUAUUUGGGAAUAUAUUUAAUAGAACAGACAUGCUUCUGUAAUAGGCUAUGUCAUCUUGAAACCGGACCCUCUCCCAUCCCCCUCAGAGAUUUUUUAUUGUGGAUCUACACUGAUCUCAAAAACGUCCUCCAGAAUCCCGAGUGGCGCAGCGGUCUAAGGCACUGCAUCUCAGUGCUAGAGGCGUCACUACAGACCCCCGGUUCGAUUCCAGACUGUAUCACAAUCUGCCGUGAUUGGGAGUCCCAUAGGGCGGCGCACAAUUAGCCCAGCGUCGUCCGGGUUUGGCCGGUGUAGGCCGUCAUUGUAAAUAAGAAUUUGUUCUUAACUGACUUGCCUAGUUAAAUAAAAGGUAAAAAAAUAAAUACAAUAAAAACAUUCCAUAUGAUGGAAAUCCGUCGCAGUGACCGAGAACUUUAACCCCUGAUUUAUGCACCCCUCCCGUCACUAUGAAUUGAUAACAGGUUGGCAUAGCAAUAAUUCUGGUGCACUGCCAAGGCUAUAGGCAUGUAAAAAUAAACCACUUAAAGGUAGACUCAGCAAGAUGAAGUUGCAUGCACAAAGUAAACACAAUCUCGAGUCAAUUUACGCAACAACUAAGCAUUGAAGCAAAGAGGUUAAAACUGCUUCUCGAAUAGAACUCCCUGAUCACGCUUGUAGGCUAGUUAAGCUCAUGCGCAGAAACACAUAAUUGGGUCUGCUGUUUGAGUCCCGUAGUUACCACAUUGUGGGUCUGCUGUUUGAGUCCCGUAGUUACCACAUUGUGGGUCUGCUGUUUGAGUCCCGUAGUUACCACAUUGUGGGUCUGCUGUUUGAGUCCCGUAGUUACCACAUUGUGGGUCUGCUGUUUGAGUCCUGUAGUUACCACAUUGUGGGUCUGCUGUUUGAGUCCCGUAGUUACCACAUUGUGGGUCUGCUGUUUGAGUCCCGUAGUUACCACAUUGUGGGUCUGCUGUUUGAGUCCCGUAGUUACCACAUUGUAGCAGCGUGACGUGUGCUCAUGCGCAGAUACUGUGUGAGAGAAGUCUUGCAUCGCGCUCAUCUCAAUAUCUGCGAUGCUUCUCGCUGCAACGUCUUCUCGCUGAGUAUCUUUUAAUGGCAUGCUAUGUAACACAAGGGCGUGUGUGUGUAAGAGGGAGAACAUAGUGUUCAUCUUUUUAUAAAAAAGUCUGUGACAGCAAUCUGAGAGGUUUUUCUUACAUGCAACACGAGGUUGAAAGGGCAACAAGGAGCACAUUUCCAAGGCUUACUAAUUAGGUAUCAGUGCUGAUACUCUAUUCCACUGCUCUCAAGUGGCUGCCCAAGUUACCAUGACAGUAAUUUGUUGUCUUUGGGGAUCACACCAAACAUUUUGAUGUAAUCGUGAUAUUCAUGAUCACCACCAAGUUGUAUGAUGGCCAGAGGAAGCAAAACAGAGUACCGGUAUAAAAAGCUCAAAAUGGAGUAUAAAAUCAGAUAAAUUUUCAGGUGUGAUCUUCCAUGACUUGGGAAUGCAACCCGACUCUACUAAAUGCAACAUGUAGACAGCAGCUAGGCUAUCAUGGGGAUUUAAUUUCUUAUUCAACUGCCACAUACAGUUAUGGUCUGAGAAUUAAUGCUGUCAAAGCUCUUCUUAGUCAUUCUCCAUAAAGGCUAUGAUGCAGACAAGAGAUAAGGAAGGCAGGAACGUGGAUCGCUGGGUUUACCUGACACCUCUCAGCUUUUGGCUUGAUUCCAGACAUGUCUUGCACAAAGACAGACAUUUCUCAUGAGCUUUCCAUCCAGUUGGCGACAGAUUUUCAUGCAAAUAUUCUAAAAUUGCCAUAAAAACUAUGCUCAUUUUCCCACCAGAGAUGUUUCCAUCAAAUUGACUUGUGGAUAAAAGGCUGUGCGUGAUGACGUAGUGCACAUAUAAGUAACUUUUGUGGUUGAUUUUUCCAUCGCAGAAACAAAUGUUGCGUUGUAUAGCGAAUAUACUUGCUCUGGUCUUGGCACUUGCACUCUAGCCAACAGCUAGCAGUUACAGUGUGGCUAGGCUACCUACAUGAGGUUAUUUGGAAAGUUUACUGACAUGCUGUUUCCACCAGGCCUGUCGUGACAUUUUUUUUAUCCAGAAUGUACUUUACUGGCAUAUAAAGGUUGGAUGGAAACCUGGUUAUAGAGAGCAAUUGGGUUUGUUCCCUCUGGUCCAUCUCCAAUGUGUGAGAACGAGCUUGUCCUUAGAGCAGGGUUCUUACAGUCCUGCCACCUGCCGUCUGUGUCCUGUUUCAGGCCUGCUGGGUCUCUGUCACCGCGUCCAUGGAUGGAGGCUAGAGACCCAUCCGUUGCAUUGGGAGGUAAAAGGUUCUCUAGCAUGGCUAUAUUUUGGCAACCUGAGACAGAGAACCACAGGGUUAUGCAAGGAAUGUUUGUGUGACCAUAUGAUUCUUGAAAUAACCUUUACUCAGUCAUUUUACCUCUACCUUUAAAACCUUUAAAAACGAUUGAACCUAUUGAUUGGUCUGUCAGUAAUGGCUAGUAAUAGGUACCAGAUCUCUUUACAUAGCUAGGCCACUUAUCUUUGGCACAUCGUUGCUAUGGAAAUGUUUUUUAGUUCUGGGUGUAUGCUCCUUUUCAGUUCUCUAAUCUGGUAAUUGCAGGUUGUUCAGAACCUCUUUAGUGAUCUCAAUUAUUUAAAUGUUAAUAUAUGUUGGAGGAUAAUGUCCAAGCUAUUGGCAUAACCCAAAAAACACUGACAAUCAGAGAAACAAAAGAGGGCCGUAGAAAGAUACGUUAUUCCGUGUAUAUAUAGAGUGCAUUCGGAAAAUAUUCAUGCCCCUUGACUUUUUCCACAUUUUGUUAUGUUGCAGCCUUAUUGUAAAAUUGAUUAAAUUGUUUUUUUCCCUCAUCAAUUUACACACAAUACCCCAUAAUGACAAAGCAAAAACAGGAUUGUUUUUUGUGUGCAAAUUUAAUUAAAAAAAAAAAACAUAUUUACAUAAGUAUUCAGACCCUUUGCUAUGAGACUUUUUUUCUUUUUCUUGAAAUUGAGCUCAGGUGCAUCCUGUUUCCAUUGAUUAUCCUUAAGAUGUUUCUACAACCUGUGGUAAAUUGAUUGGACAUGAUUUGGAAAGGCACACACCUGUCUAUAUAAGGUCCCACAGUUGACAGUGUAUGUCAGAGCAAAAACCAAGCCAUGAGGUCGAAGGAAUUGUCCGUAGAGCUCCGAGACAGGAUUGUGUCGAGUCACAGAUCUGGGGAAGGGUACCAAAAAAUGUCUGCAGCAUUGAAGGUCUCCAAGAACACAGUGGUCUCCAUCAUUCUUAAAUGGAAGAAGUUAGGAACCGCCAAGACUCUUCCUAGAGCUCGCCCCCCGGCUAAACUGCGCAAUCGGGGGAGAAGGGUCUUGGUCAGGGAGGUGACCAAGAACCCGAUGGUCACUCUGAUAGAGCUCUAGAGUUCCUCUGUGGAGAUGGGAGAACCUUCCGGGAGAACCUUCCAGAAGGACAACCAUCUCUGCAGCACUCCACCAGUCAGGCCUUUUUAUGGUGGAGUGGCCAGAUGGAAGCCACUCCUCAGUAAAAGGCACAUGACAGCCCGCUUGGAGUUUGCCAAAAGGCACCUAAACACUCUCAGACCAUGAGAAACAAGAUUCUCUGAACAGAUGAAACCAAGAUUGAACUCUUUGGCCUGAAUGCCAAGCGUCAUGUCUGGAAGUAACCUGGCACCAUCCCUACAGUGAAGCAUGGUGGUGGCAGCAUCAUGCUGUGGGGAUGUUUUUCUGCGGCAGGGACUGGGAGACUAGUCAGGAUUGAGGGAAAGAUGAACGGAGCAAAGUACAGAGAGAUCCUUGAUGAAAACCUGCUCCAGAGCGCUCAGGACCUCAGACUGGGGCGAAGGUUCACCUUCCAACAGAACAAUGACCCUAAGCAAACAGCCAAGACAAUGCAGGUGUGGCUUCGGGACAAGUCUCUGAAUGUCCUUGAGUGGCCCAGCCAGUGCCCGGACUUGAACCUGAUCGAACAUCUCUGGGAGAGACCUGAAAAUAGCUGUGCAGCGACGCUCCCCAUCCAACCUGCAGAGUAGAAUGGGAGAAACUCCCCAAAUACAGGUGUGCCAAGCUUGUAGCGUCAUACCCAAGAAGGCUCGAGGCUGUAAUCGCUGCCAAAGGUGCUUCAACAAAGUACAGAGUCUGAAUACUUAUGUAAAUGUUGAUUUCCGUUUGUUAUUUUUAAUACAUUUGCAAAAAUGUCUUAGCCUGUUUUGCUUUGUCAUUAUGGGGUAUUGUGUGUAGAUUGAUGAGGGGGGAAAAAACAAUUUAAUCCAUUUUAAGAAUAAGGCUGUAACGUAACAAAAUGUGGAAAAGGUCAAGGAGUCUGAAUACUUUCCGAAUGCACUGUAAGUCAAUGUGGCUGCAUUACUCUCCAGGCUCUGAACUGUAGAUGGUCAAAUUAAGAAAGUUUCCUAAUUAUAUCAGUGCAUAGGAAAUUAUGCUGUCACAGGCAUGGCAUGCUAUUCAGGAUAACACUAAAUUGAAGGUAUUCUGCGACUUUCAUAUGAGGUGCUAAAGUGGCAAGCCAUUUACUAAUCCUGCCACCUGCCAAUCCUGCCCCACAGAGGCUGCUCUCCCCUGUGCCCCCCUCACCCCUUCAGACCCAAUAGGAUUAAUCGCACCAGCCAAUUUUAGGUGGAGGACAUGGGACGUUGUCCAAGGGAGACUGGCAGUCCUGUGACAGUCACGGGAGGCGAACGGAUACAUAUCACAUUAGAGAAUGUUCCAGGUUAUUGUUGGGAAUUACGACUUGGUUCAUCUCGGCAAGUGUCCCUUUUGAGUGAACUAUUGCCGCCAUAUAAUAAAUGCCUUUAUGGCGUAAUAGCUGCCAAGUGGGUCAAGCAAGCCUGAAGUGACAAAUGGAAAGUAUGCAGCAGUGGGAGAUGAGGCCAUAUCUCAAACUGAUAAAAAGGUAGAAGCCAUGGUGUAGGAUGAUUUUUCUAUCCACAUUCUCAGAUUUGCAAUAUGCAGAGGGCAAUUUCAUGUUUUUUGGUCAGCCUAUGUUCACGUGUUGAAACCUCACAUUAACCAAGUGUCUCCCAUUCAUUGAAAGCAACCUUGUAGCAGCCGUCACCGAAUGGCAGUAACUAUACACGUCCGGCACGGCACUUUGCAGGUCAGGCAGCUGGGAGCACAUCAUAAAUGCAACAAAAAAGGAGAGGCAUCUGCACACCCCUUCACUGGUCCAAGGACUGCCAUGGCCAGGAAUAACCCAGGGUACACUUUACCGAUAGCGAUGGAACUUAAGCUUACAAGUGUUUUAACAAUGCAUUGUUCCUAUAAUGGCCGAAGAUGUUACAUGUGUUUCCGUAGAGAGAACGUUCACUAAGUGCGUCGUUGGAGCAUGUGUCGAUACUGAUCUUAUCAUUAGAAUUAUUCCAUAAUACUGACGACGGAUCAGCUCCUAGAGAGAUGACCACUUAUAUGGCUUAUUCUAAUGGUCAUUUCUGGUAGGCUAACCCAGAAGUAAAAUCUUGCAUAGUUUGGUCACCUGCGUGAUUAACUUCUGCGUUCAUACGUGUUACAAAUUGAGAGUUCCGGCAAAAACUAAGUAUCCACCCUCACAAAAGGAAACAGGAAACUCAGCCAAAUAACUUCACAUGUUGGUGCUCAUGGGUCCUUUUACAUGGAAAUGACCAUAAACAUAUUGAUUCUAUGUUUAGCGAAGAUCUUCUGUGAAUAAAGGUAUGCAUGUGGGCAAAAAAGCAUCUAACGACGCACUUAGCUGUUCUAGUGGUCUGUUCGUGUGGUCUGAGGCAGUUGGUAAAUAACGAAUGUUUUUAAAAGGCUUUUGGGAAACCGGGCCCAGGCCUGCUCGUUCCUGGGUAAAGGCAUGGGGCAAAACAGACUGAUUUAUGAUUUAUCACUCACUCAACCCCCCCCCCCCCCCCCCCCAGACCAGCACAGGGAGCCUCAUCCACUGUUGCUGACUGGGGGGGGGGAAUCUGGACAUUCUGGAGCCGUCUUUAUUUCACAUCCACUCCCCUCUUUGAUAGGCUAUAUUGAGAACAUACUAGCUACUGUUGUAGCGUCAGUUGUGGAGUUAAUGCCAAAGGCACUGGGUGUUCUCUCUCUGGGUACAAGCAAUUUUAUCUCAUGUCAUCUUAGAUUUAAAAAUUGUUUGUUAAUGUUAUUUUGUAAGCACUCAUGGUUGGACUCGGAUGGACUUUUGUGUGGUAAACGAAUAUGAAGAAAAGGACUCUAGAAUCACACAACCCUUUAGUGGCUAAUUUGUAUCUCCUCUGACUGCCCUCUAAAAUGGCUGUAGAUCCUGUGUCCUCAGGUGUCCCUCAGCUAUGACUGAGCAAUCUGUACCGUGCUGUAAUGUUUGUAGGUAGGCUGGCUCAGUCUGUACUGUGGUGUAAUGUGUCUAGGUAGGCAGGCUCAGUCUGUACCGUGGUGUAAUGUGUAUAGGUAGGCUGGCUCAGUCUGUACCGUGGGUUUGUAAUGUGGAAUAGGUAGGCUGGCUCAGUCUGUACCGUGGUGUAAUGUGAAUAGGUAGGCUGGCUCAGUCUGUACCGUGGUGUAAUGUGUAUAGGUAGGCUGGCUCAGUCUGUACCGUGGUGUAAUGUGUAUAGGUAGGCUGGCUCAGUCUGUACCGUGGUGUAAUGUGAAUAGGUAGGCUGGCUCAGUCUGUACUGUGGUGUAAUGUGAUAGGUAGGCUGGCUCAGUCUGUACCGUGGUGUAAUGUGUAUAGGUAGGCUGGCUCAGUCUGUACCGUGGUGUAAUGUGAAUAGGUAGGCUGGCUCAGUCUGUACCGUGGUGUAAUGUGAAUAGGUAGGCUGGCUCAGUCUGUACCGUGGUGUAAUGUGUAUAGGUAGGCUGGCUCAGUCUGUACCGUGGUGUAAUGUGUAUAGGUAGGGUUAGGGUAGGUAGGCUCUUCUGGUCUCAUUGUCAGAGUUCCAGGGUCAGAGACUAGAGCUCAAACCAUAUGUGUUCAAAAGAACAUCACACUCUCCAAAUAUGGGGGCGAGUUUGAUGUGCUUCUUCAGUAUGACCAACGUUAAAUCGUGAAAAGUAAAGCUUAUAGCCUUUCACAUUGCUUCUGGUGGUGUGAUGACUUGUUGGAAGUCCUGUGUGUCUCUGUGGUGACUGACUCCCUCUGUGUCCCUCUCUGCAGGGUGGCAACAAUGCUGGACACACGGUGGUGGUGGACUCUGUGGAGUAUGACUUCCAUCUCCUACCCAGCGGCAUUAUCAACCCCAAGGUCACUGCUUUCAUUGGUGGGUAGAGCACAGCCACUGGACCGAGGAAUUAACAGGAAAGAUGGCUGAUUUCACAAUAAGAAUUGAGCUGUGAAGUAACGCUAAUGGUGUAGUACUAAGUCAGUUGUCAUCUCUAGUCUUUGGUAAAGAAAUGAAUAAAAAUAGAUCAAUGUUUCUGUUUGUAUCUCCUGUGCAGUUUCCAUACACACUUUUACAUUUUAGAGACUUAGCAGACGCUCUUAUCCAGAGCGACUUACAGGAGCAAUUAGGGUUAUGUGCCUUGCUCAAGGGCACAUAGACAGAUUUGUCACCUAGUCAGCUCGGGGAUUCGAACCAGCGACCUUUAGAUUACUGGCCCAACGCUCUUAACCACUAAGCUACCUGCCGCCCUUUUUGUAUGCAAGCAGCCAAUAAAUCUAGCCAAUCUGUAUUAUAUUCUAAUAGCUCCCGCUUUGCCUGAUGCCAGACAAAAAGUGAUUGACUUGACUGGGAGCCAACUCGCAGGCUAACACAGUAGAGUGCUAUAGAACACAUUUUAUCUGCAGUAACUUCAUUUUGCUAAUGGUCUGACGUCUAGUCUAUUUUGGCAGCACAUAACAAAUAUGUCCUCUGGCUCUUAACCCACAGCUCGUCAGCAGUUCAACAUAUAGAAUGUUAAGUGGAUCAAUACUUUAACGUCUACUAUUGCUCUCUAGUUGAGCUCCACAGUCAGGCUUUCAGAGGCCAAACAGGUGUUCGGGACCCUUCAGAGUCCUGAGCACUGUUUGCCAUGAGAAAAGUCAUCUUGAAUAAGGCUGAUUGUGCAGAUCAGGUUAUGGCCCUCUCCACAUUUGUUUAAUUUGUGGCCUUAAUGUUGAUAGCUUGCUGCUCAGUGGUACAGCAGACCUGUUUUUCUGAUGGAGUAUUUAGCUCUUCAUGGGAAAGUACAUUUAUAGCCCACAACACUAGAGAACAAAUUCAAUUAGGGUGUUUUCACUGGCUCUUUCCUUAUUUGUUACUGAUGCAUCACCAUAUCUUCCAUGUUGCCUGUGUUGGUCUAUCCCACAGGUAAUGGGGUAGUGAUCCACCUGCCUGGCCUCUUCGAGGAGGCUGAGAAGAAUGUGUGCAAAGGCAAAAGUGAGUACGAAGGAGCUAUCCUCUUUAAUAGUCUAAGUCCCUUUUUACUCCGUUGCCUAGAAGAUUGCCAUAUUGCUUAAUGGGGCUGUUAACAAAUACUUUUUUUCUUUGUACCGUUUGUGUUCAGGUCUGGAGGGCUGGGACAAGAGGUUGAUCAUUUCAGACAGAGCACACAUUGGUAAGCCGUGCCUCAUCAGGCCUCUCUUUUUAUACUCAAAGGGCCUUUAAAUCACAACUUCAGCACAACUAUAGUCUCUAUACUAUAUAGAAGACUGUAGGACUAGAGACAGAUGUGCAAGGCUCAUGUUUGGCUGUCUGUUAAGGGGAAUAAUGAGUCAGCUUAAUUUCUAUCAUCAAUGUUUUUAUUUUCAUCAUAAAUGCAUUCCAAUUUUUUUGAGUAUCAACAGUUGGUCUCUUAGCUAGUGACUGCCAGUGUCCGUGCGAAGUUGGUGCCCAGAAAAGCUCCUCAUAAACAAGAUUAUAAAAAUGCUGCGUGACUUGGUGGCUUUCAUGGGGAACAUGUUUCUGUUUAUAUGGGGGAUGAAAGUGGCCAAUUGAUUAGCUUAAUUAUUUUUGGGCCCUUUUGUAUUUUGUGCAUACAGUAGGACUUAUUUGACCUAAGAUGCACUCCGAAUACCUGUUUUUUUUAAUCAAAUGUGAACUGAACUGGCUUUCAGUUUUCCAGAACAUAAGUCAUGUUCACUUUGACUGUUAAAUAGCACAGUUUUUUGUUGUUGUUGUGAAAAGCAGAAUGACUUGUAGACUCUCCUUUAUUAGGCUACAUUAUUCAGUCUUCUCCCUCAGCCCAAACUCGGCCCAUUUUAUUAUCUGAAUAGGUGUGGAGGGAGAAAUAUGAAAUAAGCACUGACAAGUUGUUGUUUUUUUACACACAGAAAUUAGACAAACUGUCUUAGCUGUGAAUUGAUUGUUGCGUUGUUGUUAUUGGUCCUUCGUAUGUACGGUUUCCUUUACUCUUUUGAGUGGUGAACUCUGCUCCACUAGACUUGUUGUGCCUUUAGACGUUUUGUCUCCCUGCUCAUUGUCAAAGAAGUUCCAAACGGUCAAGUCAGUGCAGCGAGAUGCCAAAAAAGGACACUUCUUAUAAACAGCUAUCACUUAGUAGUGCCUUUGCAAGGCCGCUUUAGGGACUAGUGUGAGAAAGAGGGGUCAUUUCUGACUGGAUGAGAAACACUCUACUGUUCACUUCCCUUCAUGGAUUUAAAAGCAAAGUAUUGGUGUAAGUUUAUUAUUGUGGAUUCUCCAUCUCUUUCUUGUCCAAGCUUACACCAAUCCAGUGCUUUUAAAUGUGUGGGAAGGAGUCGACUGCACAAGGGCACACUUCUGGGAGAAAGGGGAGAUAAUUGGGGCGCUAGGUUUUAGUGAGGAGCAGAAAUGGGGGCGAGGUGACCAGGAUUGUGAGUUUGCCCUUUUCUACCUCCUCCCACAGUGUUUGAUUUCCACCAAGCGGUCGACAGUGUGCAAGAGCAGCAGAGACAAGAGCAAGCGGGCAAGAAGUAAGAACCCUGCCACCUGUCAUUCUCCUGGUUUAGAGAGUAUGGCUCAGUAAUGAUUCAGCUUGCAGCAGUGCUGAAAAACAGAAUUUCCCUCUCCUAUGGGCGAAUGUGUAGUAUACAGUGGGGGGGGAAAAGUAUUUGUCAGCCACCAAUUGUGCAAGUUCUCCCACUUAAAAAGACGAGAGAGGCCUGUAAUUUUCAUCAUAGGUACACGUCAACUAUGACAGACAAAAUGAGAUAAAAAAAUCCAGAAAAUCACAUUGUAGGAUUUUUUAUGAAUUUAUUUGCAAAUUAUGGUGGAAAAUAAGUAUUUGGUCAAUAACAAAAGUUUCUCAAUACUUUGUUAUAUACCCUUUGUUGGCAAUGACACAGGUCAAACGUUUUCUGUAAGUCUUCACAAGGUUUUCACACACUGUUGCUGGUAUUUUGGCCCAUUCCUCCAUGCAGAUCUCCUCUAGAGCAGUGAUGUUUUGGGGCUGUCGCUGGGCAACACAGACUUUCAACUCCCUCCAAAGAUUUUCUAUGGGGUUGAGAUCUGGAGACUGGCUAGGCCACUCCAGGACCUUGAAAUGCUUCUUACGAAGCCACUCCUUCGUUGCCCGGGCGGUGUGUUUGGGAUCAUUGUCAUGCUGAAAGACCCAGCCACGUUUCAUCUUCAAUGCCCUUGCUGAUGGAAGGAGGUUUUCACUCAAAAUCUCACGAUACAUGGCCCCAUGCAUUCUUUCCUUUACACGGAUCAGUCGUCCUGGUCCCUUUGCAGAAAAACAGCCCCAAAGCAUGAUGUUUCCACCCCCAUGCUUCACAGUAGGUAUGGUGUUCUUUGGAUGCAACUCAGCAUUCUUUGUCCUCCAAACACGACGAGUUGAGUUUUUACCAAAAAGUUCUAUUUUGGUUUCAUCUGACCAUAUGACAUUGUCCCAAUCCUCUUCUGGAUCAUCCAAAUGCACUCUAGCAAACUUCAGACGGGCCUGGACAUGUACUGGCUUAAGCAGGGGGACACGUCUGGCAUUGCAGGAUUUGAGUCCCUGGCGGCGUAGUGUGUUACUGAUGGUAGGCUUUGUUACUUUGGUCCCAGCUCUCUGCAGGUCAUUCACUAGGUCCCCCCGUGUGGUUCUGGGAUUUUUGCUCACCGUUCUUGUGAUCAUUUUGACCCCACGGGGUGAGAUCUUGCGUGGAGCCCCAGAUCGAGGGAGAUUAUCAGUGGUCUUGUAUGUCUUCCAUUUCCUAAUAAUUGCUCCCACAGUUGAUUUCUUCAAACCAAGCUGCUUACCAAUUGCAGAUUCAGUCUUCCCAGCCUGGUGCAGGUCUACAAUUUUGUUUCUAGUGUCCUUUGACAGCUCUUUGGUCUUGGCCAUAGUGGAGUUUGGAGUGUGACUGUUUGAGGUUGUGGACAGGUGUCUUUUAUACUGAUAACAAGUUCAAACAGGUGCCAUUAAUACAGGUAACGAAUGGAGGACAGAGGAGCCUCUUAAAGAAGAAGUUACAGGUCUGUGAGAGCCAGAAAUCUUGCUUGUUUGUAGGUGACCAAAUACUUAUUUUCCACCAUAAUUUGCAAAUAAAUUCAUAAAAAAUCCUACAAUGUGAUUUUCUGGGGGGAAAAAUCUCCAUUUGUCUGUCAUAGUUGACGUGUACCUAUGAUGAAAAUUACAGGCCUCUCUCAUCUUUUUAAGUGGGAGAACUUGCACAAUUGGUGGCUGACUAAAUACUUUUUUCCCCCACUGUAUCUAGUCUUGUUAGAUGAAACAACCUCAACUGACUCCAGCUUGAAGCAGAGCUGAAAAACAAGAUUCCCCUGUCCUAUGGCGGAUACCCAGUAUAAACCUUUUUAGCAUAAAGUCUAGCAUAAGUACUGAAACAACCUCAACUGAUUCUCCAGAGUUGUCAAAUAUUAAAUAUCACCUUUUUCUUCUCUGCACCAUUGUUGUGGAGCUAUUUUAACAGUUUUGCCUUGAGUGAGUGCUGCCUGAAAGAAAUGUGAUCAUAUAAUUUUUGAUAAUAAUAAUUGUCUCGUACUGUAGUCUGGGGUUAAUACAUUUGCAGGAAUAUAAUUUUGGCAAUGGUAAACCUUCAUGGUCUCCCAUAUAGUGAUACAUCACUGUAUUACUCAUGUAUCGAAAUGGUUUAUUUCCUGUUCCAUCUGACAAUGUCCUCUGGAGGAAGCAAACAAAUCCUACACUGUAGCUAUUGCAGAUUACUGUUACCAGUUAGUAAUGUAGCUAUUGCAGAUUACUGUUACCAGUUAGUAAUGUAGCUAUUGCAGGUUACUGUUAGCAGUUAGUAAUGUAGCUAUUGCAGGUUACUGUUACCAGUUAGUAAUGUAGCUAUUGCAGGUUACUGUUACCAGUUAGUAAUGUAGCUAUUGCAGGUUACUGUUACCAGUUAGUAAUGUAGCUAUUGCAGGUUACUGUUACCAGUUAGUAAUGUAGCUAUUGCAGGUUACUGUUGUUACCAGUUAGUAAUGUAGCUAUUGCAGGUUACUGUUGUUACCAGUUAGUAAUGUAGCUAUUGCAGGUUACUGUUGUUACCAGUUAGCGAUGUAAUGGAGAUGCCCAAUCCGGUUCUGAGAAGAGGGUGGUAAGCACAGGCUUAGACACAGGACAUCGCUCUGAUAUGCAGGGCAUUUUAAGCUUUUGUUGGGCAUCAAAAUAAGCCCACCGCCCUGAUAGAAUUAUUGUGUAAAACAAUCUGCAGCGUUUGAACUGGCUCAACAGCUAAUUAUUGUGCCAGUUUCUCUGCCAUGGGUGCUAAAAGGGCAAGUCAGUCAUUAUAGGCUUAUAUCACAAGUUGUGGAAUUUCAACACCGUAAGGCAUUACAACUUCACUCUUACCUCUGAGAGAGGCAGAGAACCGAGUUAGACACACAGAGGCUUGGAUUAAAUAUCCUGUAGUAUGAGCAUGACUUGUCCCAGGGGUCUCAUGGUGGACCUGACCUGCAUUCGUUUAGUAUCUUACUGGAGGGGUUAGUACUCGUGAUACCCUGUCUCAGCUCCAGAAGACAACUUCUAUUCUUACUGAUAAGUCCUUUCCCACAUGAAGUCAUACCCUACCCUACAUCAGACCAGGGACGUCACGUCACCAGAUAUCCCCUAGCAGCACCAUGUGACUGUGAUUCUCUCCAACCCUUACUGCAGCAACAUUGUUUCAGUCAGCAGCAGGGCAGCAGGCAAUGUUCCAGCCCCAUAAAUACUCCUUAGAAAAGUGCCCUGGCCUAGCUACUUCCCUAAAACUGUCACAUGUCUGACCCAACACACACACACAUACUGGCUGGAAGGACAAGUGUGCGUGUGGUUUAAUGUUGAGUCAGUGACUCAGUAUUGUCAAGGUAAGGAUUGACUUUGUUUCCUACCCAGCCUCGGGACAACUAAAAAGGGGAUUGGCCCAGUGUACUCAGCCAAAGCAGCCCGCAGCGGCCUCCGGAUAUGUGACCUCAUGUCUGACUUCACGCAGUUCUCUGAAAGGUGAGGGUGUGGCCUUGUCAUAUGGCCAAUAAUUACUAUCCUCCCUUUAUUCAGAGUACAACUAGCUCCAGUAAGAUUCAAAUGGAACUGUGUUGACGUCUACCCUUUUGUUGUAGAUUUAAAGUCUUAGCCUCGCAGUAUCAGUCUAUGUAUCCAACCCUGGUGAUUGACAUCGAUGGGGAGUUGUCGAAGUUGAGGGUGAGCUACAGGUCCUCCAUCAGUUGAAUAAAGAUAUCAUCACUGGUUUAACGAAGGGGUUAUGUCCUACAUUUCAGUGUAAUUCUUGGGUCAAGUCUUUGCGUGGUGUGUUCUUGUCCAGGAUUACGCGGAGAAGGUAAAGCCUAUGGUGAGAGACGGGGUCUUUUACAUGUACGAGGCCUUACAUGGACCUCCCAAAAAUAUCCUGGUGGAAGGAGCCAACGCCGCCCUCUUGGAUAUUGACUUUGGUGAGUAUCCCCCACUGUCAUUGUGUCAAUGUCAAUUAACCCCUGUCACUGUGUAAAUUGCCAAUUAUCCCCCAUUUAAUUGAACACGCUAACAAACUGAUGGUCUUCAAGAAGCCGGCUGGAAAGUCGAGCUAUUUAUACUGGUGAGUUAAUUCCACUGAAACAGUGGUAUCAGAGCUGUCAGAGGAUUGGAACUACAUGUUCGCUGAGCCUAACACCAGAGAGCACCCCUACACCGUGCAUGACUCUGAGAAAUACUGGCUACUCUGUCACUGUCACUUUCCCUGAUUUUGUUCUGUCACAAAGCACUCCAUAGACCACACACAGAACAGAACUUACUGAGGGAGAGGGUUGCUAUGUACUGAAGGACACCAUGUUCUAUUUCAUUGAUACAAUGGUAGUAGGUGAAAGUGGGGGGUAUCAUAUGGCCGUGCUAAUGCUAUCUGCAUAAAGGAUAAUGAUGUUUUUUGCACCUGUGCAGACCUGUAUGGGAGGGGUGGAAUUCUCACCCCCUCCACUGACCUGAAAGGCCCAUUAACCUGGACUGGAAUGUCCACCUCUGUUUAAGCACACCUGACAAAGAGACCUGACACAGGGAUAUUGUUUGCAUGUCAUGUUAAGAUUGAAGCAUUUAGUUUCCUUUACUCGUAUUACAAGCUAUGUUAAUACAGUCCUUGUGAUAUGAUAAUCGUCUGUUGUACGAAUGCAUUGUCAUGUCUGUUUUAUCUGAGGAAGAGGAAGACUGAGGAGGAAAUAAGAUGGUGUUUAUCAUUGUGUUUUUGUUUCAGGGACGUACCCUUUCGUGACCUCGUCUAACUGCACAGUGGGUGGGGUGUGUACGGGACUAGGCAUGCCGCCCCAGAAUGUGGGCGAGGUGUACGGUGUGGUCAAGGCCUACACCACCCGGGUUGGCAUUGGAGCCUUUCCCUCAGAGCAGUUCAAUGUAAGAAUGUCAGCCUGUCUACCUUGAGGGAAGCCAUGCCUUCCUGCCUUUGACCGCUACGGGCUAGUGUCAUAUUGGUUCCAUGGUGCAACGUCUUUCCUGCUCUCUGUUUCCAGUGUGAGUAGAGGAAUGUAGACUGUAGUGUUAAUGUUGGGGGAAUGGCUUAGCUGCCGAUUGAGUCAUCAGAGUUCUGAAUUCCAGUGAGUAUUCUGUGAACUCCACAGGCACAGGCAUGCGGGUGUGUGGGUAUUGAAACAACAAAUGGUUUUGGGAAAGAUAGUUGUUAUAACCACUCCCUUUGGUAGCACUUGUGAAAUAAUCCAUGCAAAACCAUAAUAACCAAUUCCUCAACCUGUACAGGACAGGGAAUGGACACAUUUCAAGCUUGACAUGUCCAUGUUUUACUUUAUCAGCGAUCUUACAGUGAAUCUGAUCCUUUUUAAGUGUCUGCCUGUUUUCUUCUCUAAGGACAUUGGGGAGCUCCUACAGACGAGGGGGAAAGAAGUGGGCGUAACCACGGGCCGUAAAAGGAGAUGUGGUUGGCUGGACCUGGUGCUCAUCAAAUACGCCCACAUGAUCAACGGCUUCACUGCGUGAGUCCCCACACCCCCUUCCCUCAACUCUGUACUGUCCAUCACCACACCUUUCGCUUUUUACUUACUGUCUCAAUAUAAACUACAAAAGUAUGUGGACACAUGCUCAUUAUUCCAAGAUCAUGGGCAUUAUUAUGAAUUUGGUCCCCCCUUUGCUGCUAUAACAGCCUCCACUCUUCUGGGAAGGCUUUCCACUAGAUGUUGGACCAUUGCUGCGGGGACUUGCUUCCAUUCAGCCACGAGCAUUGGUGAGGUCGGGCACUGAUGUUGGGCGAUUAGGCCUGGCUCGCAGUCGGCGUUCCAAUUCAUUCUAAAGGUGUUCAAUGGGGUUGAGGUCAGGGCUCUGUGCAGGCCAGUCAAGUUCUUCCACACCGAUCUCGACAAACCAUUUAUGUAUGGACUUCGCUUUGUGCAUUGGGGCAUUGUCAUGCCGAAACAGGAAAGGGCCUUCCCCAAACUGUUGCCACAAAGUUGGAAGCGCAGAAUCGUCUAGAAUGUAAUUGUAGGCUUCCUUUCACUGGAACUAAGGAGCCUGAACCAUGGAAAAACAGCCCCAGACCAUUAUUCCUCCUCCACCAAACUUUACAGUUGGCACUAUGCAUUCGGGCAAGUAGCGUUCUCCUGGCAUCGCCAAACACAGAUUAAUUCGUCGGACUGCCAGAUGGUGAAGCGUGAUUCAUCACUCCAGAGAAUGCGUUUCCACUGCUCCAGAUUCCAAUGGCGGCAAGCUUUACACCACUCCAGCCGAUGCAUGGUGAUCUUAGGCUUGUGUGCGGCUGCUCGGCCAUGGAAACCCAUUUCAUAAAGCUCUCGACGAACAGUUAUUGUGCUGACAUUGCUUACAGAGGCAGUUUGUAACUCGGUAGUGAGUGUUGCAACCGAGGACAGACUAUUUUUAUGCGCUUCAGCACUCGGCGGUCCCGUUCUGUGAGCUUGUGUGGCCUACCACUUCACGGCAGAGCCGUUGUUGCUCCUAGACGUUUCCACUUCACAAUAACAGCACUUACAGUUGACCGGGACAGCUCUAGCAGGGCAGAAAUUUGACAAACUGCCUUGUUGGAAAGGUGGCAACCUAUGACGGUGUCACGUUGAAAGUCACUGAGCUCUUCAGUACGGACCGUUCUACUGCCAAUGUUUGUCUAUGGAGAUCACAUGGCUGUGUGCUCGAUUUUAUACACCUGCCAAAUCAACCUAUUUGAAGGGGUGUCCACGUACUUUUGACCAUAUAGUGUACUUGAAUAGACUUUAUCAGCUUCGUACACAUAAUGUAUUUGGGUGUUGGUAAAUAUGCCGGCUAAACUCCCAAUGUUCUGUUGUCCUCCCAUUCAGCUUAGCUCUCACCAAACUAGACAUCUUGGAUGUGCUCCCUGAGAUCAAGGUUGGUGUGUCGUACUCUGUGGACGGUGAAAAUAUACCUCAUUUUCCAGGUAGGCUGCUCAUCGAAACAGCAGCUAAUUGGCAGCAGCUAAUGGGGAUCCUUAAUAAAUACAAAAACAUUGAUGCUGCUGUACUUGUUAAUGAGGAUAAAGUGAACCAGAUAAGGGAGCUAUGUUAUAUUCCUAAUUGCAGUAUUUCAAGUCUGUUGUCUUAAGAAGUUUAUGGCAGCCAAUGGCCUGACGUUGUCCCCACCUCUCCCCAGCCAACCAGGAAGUCUUACAGAGCGUUGAGGUUCAGUAUGACACCCUGCCAGGUUGGAACAGUGACACCUCCGCCACCAGAACAUUCAAUGAGCUGCCAGAGAACGCCCAGAAAUACGUCCGCUACAUUGAGAAGCACCUCGGUGUGCCUGGUAAGAACCCCCCUCCUCUCCUUAACACCUGGAGAUGUGUCAGGUUGAUUCAGAUGGGGUGAAAAUACCUUGUAGUGGUCACAGGUGUGGACCAUAUUUGGGGACAUUUAUUGUUUUAUUUGUAAAGCUAUUCAAUAACUACUUUUCACCCACAGUGAAAUGGAUUGGAGUAGGCAAGUCUCGGGAGUCUAUGAUCCAGAUCUUCUAAGGUCUUCUCCUCCACACCGUAGCCACCACCAGACCAGACCCUCAGUCCCCUCUCCCUCCCUCCAGAUGGCUACCUGGUUCCAGGGGCCUGUGGCCUGGGAAGGUGGUCCUAUGCUACAUGCCACUCCUUUCUAUCCCCAACUCACCCCCAUACCACAGACACCAACCUGGGGGAUGCUCUUAUCCUCCUAUCCCCCCACCUUUUUGUGGAACACUCCUAUUAUUGCUCUCUCUCUCUCUGUGCCUCCCUGUGCCUCUCUCUCUCCC
Molecule: messenger RNA, 22662 nt
Organism: Coregonus sp. 'balchen'
Lineage: Eukaryota; Metazoa; Chordata; Actinopteri; Salmoniformes; Salmonidae
Source: the annotation of a GenBank genome assembly